Messenger RNA from Carlito syrichta (Philippine tarsier), 1010 nucleotides. RefSeq names its product GTPase, IMAP family member 4 (gene GIMAP4). The transcript is spliced from 2 exons. Gene Ontology annotation, molecular function: GTP binding. Bases 1 to 990 code for a protein of 329 amino acids. The record is from RefSeq and is a predicted model, not a curated record. NCBI's taxonomy places the organism in Eukaryota, Metazoa, Chordata, Mammalia, Primates, Tarsiidae.
AUGGCAUCCCAAUACCCCGGUGUGAGACCCAACCUCAGUAAACCAAGGACCUGCCAAGGGCCAGGAAGUCAAGACCCCAGAAAUUCCGAACUGAGAAUUAUCUUAGUGGGUAAAACUGGAGCAGGAAAAAGCGCAACAGGGAAUAGCAUCCUUGGAGAGAAAAUGUUUAAUUCUGGCAUUGCAUCAAAAUCUAUUACCAAGAUCUGCAAAAGAGGGUGGAGCAGGUGGAAGGAAACAGAUCUUGUUGUGGUUGACACACCGGGAAUUUUCGACACUGACGUACCGGAUGCCGAUACGUGCAAGGAGAUUGUACGCUGUAUUCUCCUGACCUCCCCGGGGCCUCACGUUAUACUCCUGGUGGUCCCACUGGGCCGUUACACUGAGGAAGACCAAAAGGCCACAGAGAAGAUUCUGAAAAUGUUUGGAGACAGGGCUAGGAGGUUCAUGGUUCUCUUAUUCACCCGGAAAGAUGACUUGGAGGACACCAGUUUCCAUGAUUACUUAAGAGAAGUUCCAGAAGACCGUCAAGAGUUGAUAGGCAAGUUUGGUGGUCGCUGCUGUGCAUUCAACAACAGGGCAACAGGAGUUGAGCAGGAGGCCCAGAGAGCAGAGCUGCUGACUCUGGUUCAGCGUCUGGUGAGGGAGAAUGAGGGAAGAUGCUAUACUAAUAAAAUGUACCAAAGGGCUGAGGAGGAGAUCCAGAAACAAACCCAACUGAAGCAAGAAUAUUACAAAGCAGAGCUGGAGAGAGAGAAAAAGCAGAUAAGAGAGGAGUAUGAAGAGAAAAUCAGAACACUAGAAGAUAAACUCGAGCAGGAAAAGAGAAAGGCGCAAAUGGAGAGGGAAUUAUUAGAAAAGGAGGCUCUCUGUUCUAGAAGGCAGCAAGAUGCCAGAAUGGAAGUUGAGAGUCAGAAUUGGAUAAUUGAGUUAAUCAUGAAAGCACUAGAGAUUGCUUCCCUUGUUAUCUCACGUGUAUUUGCGGAAGAUUAAACUUAAUGAGAAAUUGUCUA